Messenger RNA from Drosophila teissieri, 515 nucleotides. RefSeq names its product cold shock protein 2 (gene BomT3). The record is from RefSeq and is a predicted model, not a curated record. The transcript is spliced from 2 exons. Bases 68 to 412 code for a protein of 114 amino acids. NCBI's taxonomy places the organism in Eukaryota, Metazoa, Arthropoda, Insecta, Diptera, Drosophilidae.
UAUAUAAGCUGCUGUUGCGGUUCGUACCUGGUCCAGACCAGUUCGACUUUCUAAUAGACCAGCCACAAUGAGAUACCUGGCGGCAUUUGCGAUUCUCGCUUUUUUUGCACUGACUUUCACGGAGGCGGCUGUUUACAUUGGCGGCGGUUGCUACGACUGUAAUCCGCCCGGAGGCCAGGGACCCGGAGUCUACACAGGUGUCAACGGCGGACGAGGAGGUGGAGGUGGAUACAACGGAGGAGGAGGUGGAUACAACGGAGGCGGUGGAGGAGGAGGAGGUCGUCGGCCAGUAUAUUCGGGCAACUUUGGACCCGGCUAUAGCAACGGCGGGGGAGGAGGAGGUGGUGGAGGUGGCUACGGAGGAGGGGAUGGUUACGAUGAUGGCGGCCUUACGCAGAUUAUAAGCGGCUGAGAUUAUAAUCUCGAAGCUUUGCUAGCGCUAAGCGCGCAGAGCCAGCAUCGUCAGAAACUAAGAUUACAUAGACUUAAAUAAAACAAAUAUAUAAUAUAUAUAU